This is a messenger RNA of Peromyscus californicus insignis, 3601 nucleotides long. It is a transcript of the gene Kcnc1, whose product is annotated as potassium voltage-gated channel subfamily C member 1. Gene Ontology annotation, cellular component: dendrite membrane; voltage-gated potassium channel complex; neuronal cell body membrane. Gene Ontology annotation, biological process: protein homooligomerization; potassium ion transmembrane transport. Bases 305 to 2068 code for a protein of 587 amino acids. Gene Ontology annotation, molecular function: protein binding; delayed rectifier potassium channel activity. The transcript is spliced from 4 exons. The record is from RefSeq and is a predicted model, not a curated record. NCBI's taxonomy places the organism in Eukaryota, Metazoa, Chordata, Mammalia, Rodentia, Cricetidae.
UUCCCUCCUUCCUCUCCUCCUCUGCCUCCUCCGCAGCCAGGCCAGCUCCCUCUCACAUUAGGUGCCUUAGAGACCCUUGGGAGCCCGCGCACACACCCCUGCACCCGUACCUGACUGACAGCUCCCCCUGAGGGAGCUUGGGUCGCUCGUUGGGGUGGGUGGCCAGAGCCGCGCUCCUCUGUGCCCCCCGACGGCCGGGGGGAGGGGGGAAGAGGCCCCGCGCCCCCCUCCCCGUCGCCAACUCCCCCUGGCGGCAGCUCCCAUGGGUGUCGCUGGGCCGCGCCAUGCCUAAGGGGGCGCCGCGAUGGGCCAAGGGGACGAAAGCGAGCGCAUCGUGAUCAACGUGGGCGGCACGCGCCACCAGACGUACCGCUCGACGCUGCGCACGCUGCCCGGCACGCGGCUUGCCUGGCUGGCGGAGCCGGACGCCCACAGCCACUUCGACUAUGACCCGCGCGCCGACGAAUUCUUCUUCGACCGCCACCCGGGCGUCUUCGCUCACAUCCUGAACUAUUACCGCACCGGCAAGCUACACUGCCCGGCCGACGUGUGCGGUCCGCUCUACGAGGAGGAGCUGGCCUUCUGGGGCAUCGACGAGACGGACGUGGAGCCCUGCUGCUGGAUGACGUACCGCCAGCACCGCGACGCCGAGGAGGCACUGGACAGCUUUGGUGGCGCGCCCCUGGACAACAGCGCGGACGACGCGGAUGCCGACGGCCCUGGCGACUCAGGCGACGGCGAGGACGAGCUGGAGAUGACCAAGAGACUGGCACUCAGUGACUCCCCAGAUGGCCGGCCUGGCGGCUUCUGGCGCCGCUGGCAGCCGCGCAUCUGGGCACUGUUCGAGGACCCCUACUCAUCCCGCUAUGCGCGGUAUGUGGCCUUUGCCUCCCUCUUCUUCAUCCUGGUCUCCAUCACAACCUUCUGUCUGGAGACCCAUGAGCGCUUCAACCCCAUUGUGAACAAGACGGAGAUCGAAAAUGUUCAAAACGGCACACAAGUGCGAUACUAUCGGGAGGCGGAGACGGAGGCCUUCCUCACCUACAUCGAGGGCGUCUGCGUGGUCUGGUUCACCUUCGAGUUCCUCAUGCGCGUCAUCUUCUGCCCCAACAAGGUGGAGUUCAUCAAGAACUCGCUCAAUAUCAUUGACUUUGUGGCCAUCCUCCCCUUCUACCUGGAGGUGGGCCUCAGCGGCCUGUCCUCUAAAGCCGCCAAGGACGUGCUGGGCUUCUUGCGCGUCGUCCGCUUCGUGCGCAUCCUGCGCAUCUUCAAGUUGACCCGCCACUUUGUGGGCCUGCGGGUCCUGGGCCACACGCUCCGCGCCAGCACCAACGAGUUCCUGCUGCUCAUCAUCUUCCUGGCCCUGGGUGUGCUCAUCUUUGCCACCAUGAUCUACUACGCUGAGAGGAUAGGGGCGCAGCCCAAUGACCCCAGCGCCAGCGAGCACACACACUUUAAAAAUAUUCCCAUUGGCUUCUGGUGGGCUGUGGUCACCAUGACGACACUGGGCUAUGGAGACAUGUAUCCUCAGACGUGGUCUGGUAUGUUGGUGGGAGCAUUGUGUGCUCUGGCAGGAGUGCUGACCAUUGCCAUGCCGGUGCCCGUUAUCGUGAACAAUUUCGGGAUGUACUACUCUUUAGCCAUGGCUAAGCAGAAACUACCAAAGAAAAAAAAGAAGCAUAUUCCACGGCCACCACAGCUGGGAUCUCCCAAUUAUUGUAAAUCUGUCGUAAACUCUCCUCACCACAGUACUCAGAGUGACACAUGUCCGCUGGCCCAGGAAGAAAUUUUAGAAAUUAACAGAGCAGAUUCCAAACUGAAUGGGGAGGUGGCGAAGGCCGCGCUGGCGAACGAAGACUGCCCCCACAUAGACCAGGCCCUCACUCCCGAUGAGGGCCUGCCCUUUACCCGCUCGGGCACCCGCGAGAGAUACGGACCCUGCUUCCUCUUAUCAACCGGGGAGUACGCGUGCCCACCUGGUGGAGGAAUGAGAAAGGGUCUGCAGGUGCAGAGCAGAAGUAGGGACUUCACCUGUCCCCCCAAGGAGGGAAGAGAAAGAGGCUGCUAGGCUGGUCUGCUGCAUGGGAAACAAGCCAGCUGGAGAAGAACCUGCCUGCCUCUGCAUGCGGCUGUUGAGUCUCUCCUCCUCCUUCCUUAACAACUAAGUACCGAGCGGGGAGGGGAAGGCACAAGAGGAGCUCAAGUGUUAAUUGUAUUCUCUACAUACAGAUCUUUGCAAAGAAAGCCCUGUCAUUGCUAAGUAUAUGCCGACAGAGGCUGUGAGAGUGACUUGACCAGGCGGCUUGGCCGAGGACACUGGUGGCUAUUAAGCAUCUGGGUGGACCUGCAGCCCCUCCUCACCCUCGGACAGAGUAAAUUCACGCCAUGCAGGUUUGCCGGACGAGUCCGAGUGGCCCAGGCAUUGUCCUAAGACGGACGUAGCUUUUUCUACGGCCAAUGGUAACUGACCGUAGAGGAUCGCCCUUCUUUCUUUUCAUUUUUUUUUUUUUAGAAGUUACCUUUUAUUUGGGGAGGGGGGGGUGAAGGGGAGCCUUAGCAUGACUUGCAUGAAGUUAAACAGAAAACCCAGCUAAACCAAACCCAGCAGCCUCCGCUGUGACUGUAUGACUACUCUCACCACAACCAAGAACGGCGAGAAAAGCAAGGGCUCAACUUUCUUUCAGUGCUCUUUAUUUUGACACACGGUGUCGGAGCCAAGCUGUGAUGGCACUCGGUAGAAGUCUGUACAUUGCUGGGAGCGGGGGGCCAGGGAAGAAGGAUGGGGCUGGGGAACGGACUGCUUUUUGUACACAAGACCCAGAGGAAAGGUUUCAAAAAGGCAGUCAGUCAGUCAUCGGUCAUAUUGACCUCACCUUCGUAGCUCAUCUCUCACGUGGAACACAGAGAACUUUGCUCCGAAUGGGAUUGUGGGAACUCACACAGCCGCCCUCUUCCAUCUCUGUUUGGCAUGCUUCUGACCCAGCGGACGUCUCCCCAAGACCCCGACAGCGGCUAGUUUAGGUUGAUCUCUCAUCCCAGUGUGUAGAUCCAGUGUGACCAAAUCUCACAACGAAUUGUUCAUAGUUACACCAUAUGGAUUUUCUAAUGUCAUUUUAAAGCCAGGAUGUAGAGUACCUCCAGUUCAGGACCACCAGAGGGGUGCCUCCCCUCCACCUUUAUUAAGGCACAACCUGGCAUUGUAUGCAAUUUAGUACUUCAGAGUAAGAAACAAAAACAAAAAACUGCAUGCCCAAUGUUAUGCAAAGAGAUUCGAGCAUGAAAUAAAUUUUGUAACAUGGUUUCUGUCUAGUCUAAAGCAGAUUUGUUUUUCUGAAGCAAUCAGAGGUUUGCAGAGACGUGCUUCUGCAUCUCGAAUAAAUAUAGUAUUUUCCCAACAGAAACAGAGGACAGUAGCUUGGCUUUGGUCUGAUUCUAAAAUUAGUGUGUGUGGGGGGAAGGAUGAUAUUUUUGAAAAACACAUGCUUGAGUUGAAAAAAAAAUGCAACAUCCCGAGCUUCCACUGCACCAUUUCCUGGAAAGACAGCAACCUCCCCUCCCCGGGCCCUGGCCCUGGAAAUAAAAAGCUGACUUCUGAGAUGAA